AGAAAGAAAGAAAAGAAACAUAGAGCUAAUUUCCUCGUAUUCUUUCUUCUUUGGCUCUCUCUGGUGUUAGCUUCCAUCGUCUCUGCGCCCCCAUGAGGGAGUGUUAGGGUAUUGGUUGAUCUAUUGUCUGAUCAUUUGAUUUGCUACGAGAGAUCUGUUGAAGAAAGUAAAAUCUAGGGUUAGGGAUCUAUCGGAUUCCAUCUAAUGGGUAAAUAUGACGGCUCUAACCCUCAGAUGGCAUAUUGCGGAGUUGGGAAUAACUUUGUUUCAGUCAACCUGAACAAGUCCUAUGGCCAACAAUCAUCUAAACAUCACUACCCUUCACAUUAUUCAGGUUCUUAUGGGUCGAACAGGGGUCGGACCGUUGCUGGUGGCAGAGGAGGGGGAGGAAUGGUGGUUCUUUCGCGACCUCGGAGCUCCCAAAAGGCUGGGCCCAAGUUAUCUGUUCCACCCCCCUUGAAUUUACCAUCCAUGAGGAAGGAACAUGAAAGAUUUGAUUCGCUGGGGACUAGUGGCAUGCCUGCCGGUGGUGGGAUUUCGGGGAAUGGGCCAAGACCUACAUCAUCCGGGAUGGGAUGGACAAAGCCUGUUACAGUCGUUUUGCAGGAGAAAGAAGGGUGGCAUGGUAAUCAUGUGAAUUCUGGGGUUGAUCAGAGUUCCAAUAUCGAUGAUGGCAUAAGUAGGGGAAAUUGUGGUGUUCCUGUAUCACCUUCGGCUAGGCUGUGUUUGGUAGGGCCAAAUAUCUCAGUGUCUGCUUCAACUCAAGGUUUUCCGCCUCUGGAUAAAGCUACAGUGUUGCGGGGAGAGGAUUUUCCUUCAUUGAAGGCAGCCUUGCCUAUUGUAUCAGGGACUGAAAAGAAACACAAGGAUGGUCUGUGUCAGAAACAGAAGCCAUUGGCAAGGGAGCUGUCUAAUGAGCAAAGGGAUGGUUCUCGUUCGAGUUCGGUUAUUGAUAUGCGCCCUCAAUUGCAUUCAGGAAGAAUUGCUGCUGACAAUGGCUUGAGUGAGAAUGGUAGUGAAGGACAUGGUGUAAUUGGUUCUCGUUUAUUAGAGCAAGGCAAGAAGCCUGAUGAUUAUUUUCCGGUUCCACUUCCACUGGUUCACUUGAAUCCAAGAUCUGACUGGGCUGAUGAUGAACGUGAUACAGGUCAGGGUUUUACAGAUCGGGGAAGGGAUCAUGGAUAUUCAAAAAAGGAAGUCUACUGGGAUAGAGCUAUCGAUAUGCCAAGGGCUGGUGUGCUGCCACACAGGCCAGCACAUAGUCCUUUAGACAAAUGGGGACAGCAUGAUAAUGAAACCAGACGAACUCCUUCCUCUGAAGUCUCUAAAUUGGACCCUUAUGGAAGAAAUAGAAAAGUACCAAGCAGAGAAGGGCGUGAAGGAAAUUCAUGGAGAGUUUCUUCCCCUCUUCGUAAAGAGAGAAUUGGUUCUCAUGAAAUUGCAAGUGACAAAAAUGCUUUUGGAUCAAUGUCUUCAAGUGGGAGCAAAGAAAAGGAGAGUAAAUAUAUUUCGUCGCCGUCAAGGGACAAUGCUAGGGAUGAUAUUGGAAAAAGGGAUGUCGGUUAUGGAAAUGGAGAAAAACAAGCUUGGAUCAACACAACUGAAAGGAAUGUAAGGGACCAUUACGGCAAUGAACAGUACAAUAGAUACAAAGGUGAUGCUUUCUAUAAUAGCUCCUUAUCAAAAUCUUCUUCUUAUGGUGGUAAAAGAUUUCCUGCUAAUGACCCUGGACUAAAUCUUGGUAUAGCAAAACGUCCUUUGUCCAAGAAUGAAAAACCAUAUUUGGAAGACCCUUUCUUGAAGGACUUUGGGGCUACUGGAUUUGAUGGAAGGAACCCAUUUGCUAGCAAUCUUGUUGGGGUCAUAAAGAGGAAAGAUGUGCACAAGCAAACUGAUUUUCUUGACCCUGUCAGAGAAUCAUUUGAGGCUGAACUCGAGAGAGUGCAGAAUAUGCAGGAGCAGGAGCGGCAGCGAAUUGUUGCAGAACAAGAAAGAGCUUUGGAGGAAGCUCGUAGAGAAGAAGAGGAUAGACUGCAGUUGGCAAGGGAAAAAGAAGAGCAGCAGAGGAGGAUAGAAGAAGAAGCUAGGGAAGCUGCAUGGAGAGCUGAACAAGAGCAGUUGGAAGCCUUACAAAGGGAAGAAGAGCAGAGGAUUGCCAGAGAAGAAGAAAAACACAGGAUUCUUAUGGAGGAGGAAAGGAGGAAACAGGCUGCUAAACAAAAACUCUUAGAGUUGGAGGAAAGGAUUGCCAAGAGGCAGGCUGACACAUGUAAGAGUGGUGGUAAUAUAUCUGCUGGAGCAGAUGAGAAAAAUUCAGGUAUGGAAAAAGAAAGAGACGCAUCAAAAGCAACAGAUGUGAGUGAUUGGGAAGAUGCUGAAAGGAUGGUCGAAAGAAUAACAACUUCAGCAUCUUCAGAUUCUUCUGGUCUAAAUAGAUCCUUUGAAAUGACUUCUCAUCCUCACUUCUCUAGUGCUUCGGAAUUUUCAGAUAGAGCUAAGCCCUUUAAUUCAUGGAGGAGAGAUGUAUUUGAAAAUGGAAACAGCUCUGCUUUCACUGGUCAUGAGACAGAAAAUGGUAACCGUAGCCCCAGGCGAGAUAUUGGUGGUAGACCUUUUCCAAGGAAAGAUUUUUAUGGAGCAACCCCAUACAUUUCUUCUAGGCCUUACUAUAAACUAAGGGUUCCGGAGUCCCACAUGGAUGAUUUUGGUCAGCCGAAGGUUCUUCAGAGUUUGAAUGUUUCUGCAGAUGGUGACUGCCACGGCAGGAAUACUGCGAUUGAAUCUGGAUAUCAUGACAAUCUAGCUCAGAAUUAUGGUGAUGCGCCACGGGGGCAGCAUUGUCGUGGUAUUAUUUAUCCUCCUAACCCUGAGAGAUUCUAUAACAAUCCUGAAGUCGAUGGGCUUUCUUCCUUUGGGAGGUCACGAUAUUCUGUGAAGCAGCCUCGUGUUUUGCCUCCUCCAUCUGUGUCUUCAAUGCAGAAAACCUCAUAUAGAGGUGAGAAUGUGUGUCCUGGUCCCUCGACAUUCCAAGAAAAUGAGGGACAAUCUACUCAUGCAAGAAGAAGUGGAUUUGGCUUGGAGGGAGUUUAUGAUAGUGGUCGUCAAGAUGAUCUUGGACAGCAUAAAAUUUUAGUUCGUCAAACUGAUAAUACCAAUAAUGAAGCCCAGAAAGUGGAAGACUCACAGUCAUCCCUAUCUGUUUCAAGCCCCCCAGAUUCCCCAAUACAUCUUUCUCAUGAUGAGUUAGAUGUGUUUGGAGAUUCUACUGUAUCAUCUGUUGAGGAGGGUAAAGAGGCUGGGUUGUCAGUGCAGGGGAUUGAACCCUUUACCGUUGAAGCUGGGAAAGAGAAUGUUCAGAUUGCCUCAAGUUCUAUUUCUGCUGGUGAAGAUGAUGAAUGGCCUAUUGAUAAUAAACAGUUGCAGGUGCAAGAAGAAUAUGAUGAGGAUGAAGAUGGAUACCAGGAAGAAGAUGAAGUGCAUGAAGAAGAUGAUGGUAAUGUUGAUCUGAUGCAAGAGUUCAAUGAAAUGCAUCUAGAGGAUAAGCAGUCUCCUGACAUGAUGGACAACUUGGUGUUAGGCUUCAAUGAGGGGGUUGAGGUGAGCAUCCCAAAUGACGAGUUCGAUGAAAGUUCGAGGAAGGAGGACUCUGCAUAUUCAAUAUCUCAGAUUUCUGUUGGCACUGUAGAAGAGAAGGCAUCUUUUGAUGGGAUAAAUAGUGAUAGAAAACCCCUUCAGUCCAUGGAUUCAUCUUUCCAAGGGAGUUUAGAUAAUUCUAGAAUUUUCCAGGAAACUAAGAAGCCAAUGCAGGAUCUUGUUAUUCAACCUACUGCUGAUCCUAAAUCAUGUGAGGUAAUGGAUAAUGUGGAUGCUACUGGUAGCUCCAAUGGGUUGGCUGAGCAUACUCUCCCCUAUUCUGUCGUAACUGCUUCCAAUUCAACAUCUGGUCUGAGUGGCACACCUAAUGCUUCUGUUCCAACUAAGGAUGAAGUACCUGUAAAACUCCAAUUUGGGCUGUUUUCAGGCCCUACAUUAAUACCUUCCCCAGUUCUUUCCCUACAGAUUGGUUCAAUGCCUCUCAAUUUGCAUCCUGAGGUUCGAGUUGGACAAUCUUCCGGCCAAAUGCACACAUCACAGCGUCCUCUCUUUCAAUUUGGUCAGUUAAGAUAUACAUCUCCUAUUUCCCAGGGUAUGCUGCCGUUGGCUCCACAAUCUCUGUCUUUUGUCCACCCAAAUGUUUCAGCUAACUUAUCCCUCAACCAGAAACCUGGAAUCCCUUUUCAGCAGUCCAGUCAAGAUACUUCUGUGCUUAAUCUAAUAAAAACUGAAGUUUCAUCUCUUCUGGAAAAUCAGUCGGGUCUUCCAAGGUCUUGGGAUUUAUCACAUGGGAAUGUGUUGAAAGAGGAAAGUUCCAUACCAGCCAGAGAAAACAGAGAGAAUGUUGUGACAAAACAUGGUCAUGUAGGGAUAUUAAAUAUUGGUGAGAAUACAACUUGGUCAGACUCAAGUUUCCUUUCAGAAUAUCAGGGGCACCAGAAUUCAGUUUGCGGGGACUCCAAACCCUUGUCUUCUAAACAAUCUGGCAGUGACAUUCAAACUGUUCUGACAUCAUCCCAGUCAGCUCCGAAAGAUAAAAUUUUAAGUGGAGUAAGAGGUCAAACUUAUAGUAAUAGGGGGAAAAAGUACGCCUUUGCAGUUAAAGGUCCAAGAUCUGCUUUUCCAUCUUCUGAGGCUUCUCGCCAAGAGUCUACUGGAUAUCAAAGGAGGGCUCGGCGUCCUCGGACUGAGUUUAAAAUUAAGGAAAAUUCUGAUAAGAAGCAGUCUUCUAGAAUGGUUUCUUCAAACCAAAUUAAUCAAGUUGAGCUGGCUGAGAAGUCAAGUGCCAAUGAGAGUUCUGGAUUUUCUACAAGAGAAGGGGUGAGGAAAGUCACUUUGAAUAAGUCGAAGCAGAGAGUUGAAUCAGAAUAUUCUACUUCAGUUCUGGGCAGUUAUCUGCAGAUAAAUUCUGGGAACAGGAAUGGAAAGGGGUUGGGAAAAGAAUCAUUGAUGAGGAGUUUGAAUGUCCCACACUCUGAAGAAAGUAAUCUUAAGAGGGACAUUGAAAAGGAUGUAGAUCCUCCUUUGGAAAGUGGCAUUGUGCGCAUAUUUGAGCAACCUGGAAUAGAAGCAGCCAGUGAUGGAGAUGACUUCAUUGAGGUCAGAUCAAAGAGGCAAAUGCUGAAUGACAGGCGUGAGCAGAGAGAAAAAGAAAUCAAAGCAAAGUCUCGGAUCACGAAGAUGCCAAGGAAACCUCUAUCAAUUCCACAAAGGUCCACUGUCUCGGCAUGCUCCCAUAGAACUGCUUCAGCAAGUGGCGAAGAAACGGAAAAUGUCGGCUCUGAUUUUGUCACCACUGAGGGACGUAAUCUGUCAAAUAAUGAACCAGCAACAGGAUUCGUUGCAACCAUAGUAUCCCAACCCUUGGCUCCAAUUGGCACUCCUGCCACUAAAAUUGAUGCACAGGCCGAUAUAAGAACGCAUGCACUGAAGUCACUCCAGACAAGCUCCCUUCCAGCCGCCUCUGGUUGUGGACCCAACCUAGGAGCAGGCUUCAUGUUUGAGAGCGACCAUAAGGUUCUUGAUAAUGUUCAGACAUCUCUGGGUUUGUGGGGUAAUUCAUGCACCAGUCAGCAGGUACUGACACAGGUCCAACUUGAUGAUGCAUUGAAGCCUUCUCAAGUUGAUACUUGUGCACCUUUUGGAGAUCAUACUAGCCCCAUUAUGGAUCCUAGCAUGUUAUUGAAGGGAAAGUCAUCUCCUGCUGCAAGUGCACUAAAUACUUUGUUUGCUGGGGAGAAAAUACAAUUUGGAGCAGUUACAUCUCCGACAGUUCUCCCUUCUGGUGUUCGUGUCGCUUCACAUGGUAUUGGCCAUCCAGGUCCAUCUCGAUCAGAAAUUCAAAUGUCUCACCAUGUUUAUGAAGCCGAGAAUGAUUGUAGCUUUUUCUUUGAGAAAAAGAACUCAAAUGAAUCUUGUCUUCAUUUGGAAGAUUGUGGAGCUGAAGCCGAAACAGCUGCUUCUGCUGUUGCUGUUGCAGCUAUUACUAAUGACGAGAUUGUUGGGAAAGUUAUGAGUACCUGUACUGUUUCUGCUUCAGAUGAUAGAGGUUUUGGAGGUGCAGCCAUUGAUGUUAUCGGUGCAUUUGGUUGUAGUCAGCAAUUAGCAAGUCAAUCCAAGGCAGAAGAGUCUCUCAGUGUUUCUCUUCCUGCAGAUCUUUCUGUUGAGAAUCCUCCAAUAUCUUUGUGGCCACCUUUACCUAGUCCACAGAAUUCAAGCCAGAUGAUUUCUCAUAUUCCUGGAGGCCAUCCUUCACAAGUCCCCUUCUACGAGAUGAACCCCAUGAUUGGGGGUCCAAUUUUUGCCUUUGGGCCACACGAGGAAUCUUCAUCUAGUCAAUUGCAGCCUCAGAAGAGUAGCUCGCCGGCUUCAGGUCCCCUAGGGACCUGGCAUCAAUGCCCGUCUGGAGUAGAUUCCUUCUAUGGUCCUGCGACAGGAUUCACUGGCCAUUUUAUCCCCCGACCUGGAGGUAUCCCUGGGAUUCAAGGCUCACCCCAUAUGUUUGUGUAUAACCAUUUUGCUCCUGUUGGACAGUUUGGACUAAGUUUCAUGGGUGCAACCUACAUCCCAUCUGGCGAGCAACCAGAUUGGAAGAACAAGCCUGCUUCUUCAGCCAUUGGUGAAGGGGAUGUGAACAAUUUGAACAUGGCAUCAUCACAGCAUAAUUCUUCUAACAUGCCUGCUCAAAUCCAGCAUCUUGCCCCUGGCCAUGGUUCGCCUCUUCUGCCCAUGGCUUCUCCACUUGCCAUGUUUGAUGUGUCUCCUUUCCAGGCUGUUCCAUCAUCAUUUCCGUUGCAGCAACAGGCUGUUGUACUACCUUCUGGGUUCAGACAUGUCCCUCCUGUUGACAAGUCAUUGGCUAGCGAUAGAUUCCUCGAGACCCAAACAUCAGCCUCUGACGCCAAUCUGAAAUUUCCUGUGACGACAGAAGCAACCUUCACCCAGUUGCCUGAUGAACUAGGGUUGGUGGAAGCAUCUAGCUCCACCAUUGCUACCACUUCUGCACAACACGUUCCUAAAAGCUUGUCCCUCACUGAAGUUGCAGAUACUGGCAAUACUGAUGGCCAAAAUGGUGGUGGUAUUAAAAGUAAUUGCCAGACUACAAUCUCUGCGGUCAAGUCUCCAUCUUCCCAACGAAAGAACAUCUCACCUUCCCAGAAUUACUGUAAUUCAUCCGGGUACGGUCAUCAGAGAGGAAGUGGAGUUUCACCAAAGAACGGCUCGGGUGAAUGGAGUCAUCGAAGAAUGGGGUUCCAAGGAAGAAACCAAUCCGUUGUUGGAGACAAGUACGGCAAGGUAAAGCAGAUUUAUGUGGCUAAACAAACCAGUAAAGGGACAUCAACAUGAUGAUGGUGAUGAUGAUGAUGGGAAAAUAAGCAAAAGAAGCUUAUCGGACUAAAGUCAGAAAUAGGUUGAAGGAGUGGAGCAUUUGGUAAAUGCUGGGUUUUGGAAUUUUACCAGUAGGAGCUAAGCUAUCAAAUUGCUAAGUUGGUUUCCCAGAUGAAUAUUUGCUAUACUGGUUAAUAAGUAGCAGUUUUGAUUUCUAGCUAGGAAGAGAUCUGGGGAUUUAUUUGGUGUGCCUAGUUGACGUUUACCUCUUGUUUGUGUGGAGGAGCCUUCAU
This is a messenger RNA of Hibiscus syriacus, 7715 nucleotides long. RefSeq lists its product as uncharacterized. The transcript is spliced from 8 exons. Lineage: Eukaryota; Viridiplantae; Streptophyta; Magnoliopsida; Malvales; Malvaceae. The record is from RefSeq and is a predicted model, not a curated record. The coding region runs from base 205 to 7440 and encodes 2411 amino acids.